This is a messenger RNA of Arxiozyma heterogenica, 1647 nucleotides long. RefSeq names its product Mud2p (gene MUD2). Gene Ontology annotation, molecular function: nucleic acid binding. NCBI's taxonomy places the organism in Eukaryota, Fungi, Ascomycota, Saccharomycetes, Saccharomycetales, Saccharomycetaceae. The transcript has a single exon. The coding region runs from base 1 to 1647 and encodes 548 amino acids. The record is from RefSeq and is a predicted model, not a curated record.
AUGAGUGAAAACGAAAAGACUUUAGAAGAAUUAAGGUUAAAAAUUCUUUCAUCUAUUGGAAAAUCCAGUGAUACUAAAAGUACUACUACUGUUGUUACCCCCACUACCGUUGCCACAGAUAACAAUCAAAUCAAGAGCAAUAAGCGUAACUUACCACCAUCUCAACUUUCUAGUGACACAUAUAAAUCUUCUACAAAGAAAUACAAACCUGAAUUAAGAAACAGUAAUGUGACAAAACCAUACAUUCCAGACUACCUCCCAACAGUGACGCACAAUUAUACUUCUAAGGAAUUAAAUAGAAUUGAAGGAUCAAACCAACUACAAAAAAGGUAUCAAAAGAAUUUUAAAGCCAAAGACAGAUAUUCCUCGAAUAAUGUACCAUUGAAUGAACAAAGAAAUAGGGUAAGACCAAAUCUAAAUCAAAGGUACAUGGUAGAAAGAAAUAACAGUAACAAGAACAACACCUAUUAUAAUAAUAAUAAUAACAAUAACAUUACUAAUUCACCUAAUAAUAUUGGUAAUAAUAACAGCUACUUUACCCGUCCAAAUAAGAGAGAUCCAAAUUAUGUUCUGCCAGCAUUCAGAGAUAAAUUUAGAUAUAACAACGCCACAUGUUCGAAAUUAAAUUGCAAGAUUGUAAUUAAUGAUCCAUUAGAAGGAAAAUUAGAUCUGUUAAGAGAGUUAAUUGAAAUGUUUUUAGUAAAACAAAAGGAAAAUUUAAAAGAGUUAUACUCUGUGAUUCAAAGAUACGAUAGAAAUAAUCCUAUUGAAGAAGAUAUAACAUCAUUCGAUAUAACUUUAACGGGAUCAAACUGUAUUUUAACAUUUGACUCGUUUCAAAGUUCAACUCUUGUAUUAAGUUGUCGUUCAUUUUUCAACAGACAAUUGGGGUUACCAUCUUUGAUGUGGUCAAGGUUAAACUCAUAUAUUGAAUUUGGUGAUCAUAUUAUAAAACUAUGUAGUGGGAACAUUAUUACUAUCGAGAAUGUCUCAUCACCAGAGAGUUGUACGAAAAAAUAUUUAUCUGAAAAGACAGGCAAUAGUAACUUUGAAGUAUACCCAAUAUAUUCUUCUGUGAAGAUAGAGGGUGAUAGGAUAGAAAAGUUUACAAAUUGUGUUAUAAUAGUUAUUAACACUGAUAUCAAUAACAAUGGAUCAAAUUUAGAUGAUAGAAUGUCACAAAAGUUUGCUGACGUUUUAGAUGCAUGUGAUAUGAAAUGGUUCAAACCAAAUAAGAGUGAGUUUGGAUUAAGACAAAGGACAUCCAAAUGGUUAUAUUCAGAUAUUGUACAGUUGGUACAAAGUAGACCCAAGGUAGUCACCACGCAGCAAGAGAAUAGGGUUUUAUUAUUAUUGAAUUGUGUUGAUCCCAUGGAUCUAAAGGAUAAUGAAUUUGUAGAAGAGAUACACGACACUUUAUUAGGGACACUGGACGGUGCAGAAAAAGUUAAAAUUAUACAACCCGGUGCAGGCUAUAGAUUAAAUUUAUCACAUAUAAGUGAUUAUGUUGGCUGUAUAUUUGUUCAAUUUAAAGAUUCUAAGACUGCUCAAGAGGCUCAGAAAUUAGUCAGUGGUACUGAAUUCAAUGGCAGAACUGUGAUCUGCUCUCAAUUCAAUGAAAGCGAUUUCGAAACAUUACAAUUAUGA